This is a messenger RNA of Clupea harengus (Atlantic herring), 593 nucleotides long. RefSeq names its product transmembrane protein 14Ca (gene tmem14ca). The record is from RefSeq and is a predicted model, not a curated record. Gene Ontology annotation, cellular component: mitochondrial membrane. Gene Ontology annotation, biological process: regulation of heme biosynthetic process. Lineage: Eukaryota; Metazoa; Chordata; Actinopteri; Clupeiformes; Clupeidae.
GCACUUUCGGCCAAGUUGUUCCUGUGUCAAAAAGAUCAGUGCAUCUGUGCGCAAGGGGCUCGUGAGUUAAAGGGCAUUUAGUAGGAUAAAGGUAUUUGAAGUGAACGAUUGAAAGCCUUGCUUUAUCAGUCUGUUCAGGUGUUGAACAUGCCGGUUGAUUGGGCUGGAUACGGAUAUGCAGCCUUAGUUGCAUCCGGAGGAGUCAUCGGAUAUGUGAAAGCAGGCAGCGUCCCCUCCCUGGCUGCUGGGCUCUUAUUCGGAGGGCUAGCUGGCGUUGGGGCCUAUCAGAUUUCCGAAGACCCAAAGAAUGUUUGGGUUUCUUUAGCCACUUCUGGAACCUUGGCUGCUGUUAUGGGAAAGAGAUUUUACAGCUCCAGGAAGUUCAUGCCACCUGGUCUGAUAUGUGUUGCAAGUCUCCUGAUGGCUGCCAAGAUCGGUUAUGGGAUGCUAGAGAAGCCGCAGGAGUCAUAACACUCUGAUACUUAAUGAAUCAUGGCCUUCUUGUAUGUAAUAAUCCAUGUAUAUCCUGACGUCAGACCAACAAAUCUUUUUGUAUAGAAAUAUAAAUAAAAAUGUAAUAAUUGUUAGUAAAA